CAGCGAUACCGAGUUUUGUACACGGAAGACGAAAGCUAUCAGUAUCUCGAUGGUGAAGCUGCGCAAUGUGUCAGUGGUUGGGAGAAAUUACCAUGCCGUUUUCAGCUCUUCGAUGUCGAAAGGAUACCGAAGAAAACGUCUCGUACAGAAAGCAAUGAAAAAGAUGCUAACGCCGAGUCAGUCGGGGUCUGAGGAUCCGAUCACUCCCGAGGAAAUCGGCAAUGGAUCUGUCACAGAGAAUCCCAGAGCAACAGGAAGUGAUUCGAGCUCGUAUGCGCAUGGCACGCGAACUGUUGGCACGUUCGAGGUAGAAUUCUUCUCUACCGGGAGAACCGGAAGGAGGAAUGCUGUGGCGGACCUUUUUGGUCGUCACGCAGAAACCGAAAUAAUAGAUUUGCCGGAUCGUUUCGAAGAACUUUCCGUGGAGACAGAUCAAUCGAAGAAUGACAGGCAAGAUCCAAACUCGCCGGGUACCUCGAAACAGCAGGGUUGACGUAACCCUGGAUUUCUUUUUGUGAAUACCUUGAUCACAACAUCGACGGCGUGUACCAUCGAUGGAAACUGCACUGAAAACAGCAAAAAAUAUUGUUUGAAGUACUAUGGGAAGGGAGUUGCUGAAACAUCAAGUUAUCAUACGGCGUCCAACUUUUGCGCACGAUUGAUCGUGCACAUG
Habropoda laboriosa is the source of this 673-nucleotide messenger RNA. RefSeq lists its product as uncharacterized. The transcript is spliced from 4 exons. The record is from RefSeq and is a predicted model, not a curated record. Gene Ontology annotation, cellular component: cytoplasm; nucleus. Gene Ontology annotation, molecular function: cAMP-dependent protein kinase inhibitor activity. Bases 50 to 493 code for a protein of 147 amino acids. Gene Ontology annotation, biological process: negative regulation of cAMP-dependent protein kinase activity. NCBI's taxonomy places the organism in Eukaryota, Metazoa, Arthropoda, Insecta, Hymenoptera, Apidae.